This is a messenger RNA of Volvox carteri f. nagariensis, 2796 nucleotides long. RefSeq lists its product as uncharacterized. Gene Ontology annotation, cellular component: Golgi membrane; Golgi cisterna. The transcript has 9 exons. Gene Ontology annotation, biological process: Golgi organization; retrograde transport, vesicle recycling within Golgi. Lineage: Eukaryota; Viridiplantae; Chlorophyta; Chlorophyceae; Chlamydomonadales; Volvocaceae. The coding region runs from base 1 to 2796 and encodes 931 amino acids. The record is from RefSeq and is a predicted model, not a curated record.
AUGGCUUCUUGGAUUACAGCUCAGUUAAAAGCGGCCGAAGGUCUACUUGAAGCUGUGGACAAAACGGUUUCAAGGACUGUCGGAACUUUGGGCCUUGCAGAAGGCGAUGCGGAGCAACUGACGCCAGAGUAUGGAUUCUCUAGCACAUCGGUCAACCUUGCCCAAGCUUCAGCAGGAACCGGGAUCUAUCAGCAGUCUUAUUCCUCUAUGCCGGCUGGGUCUCUGGCAUACCAGACAUAUAGCAGCAACCUCGUAAGUUCGAAUGGGCCAGGCGCAGCCACCAGCUACUACACCGGCGUUACAGCAUCACCGCCCUGGGAAACCCGUCCAACGGCACCAGCGUAUGCUGUCUCGGGGCCCAGCUCUGGCCGCACGCUGACGGCGGCCAGCGAAAGUACCCCCGGCGGGGGUGGGUUCACGGUCAAGACGGAUGCACCAAUCCCAUUUGGGGGUCCCCCAGGCCCAGUGGCUCCGUCCACAGCUUCGUCGAGCGCGCCGGGGCCCAGCAGUCCCGGCUUUACCUGGAGUGGGCUACAAGCUAAGUUGCCUGGCAGCGAGGUGGAUCCCUCGAGCUCUCUCAGCAAGUCGACGGGACUGAUAGCCCCAGCAGCUACAGCCUCCGCGGCGCCCGCAGCAGCAGCAGCUCCGUUGGUCAGUGGACCGAGUGCGGCGGCAAGUCCUUUGAAUUCGGCUUUAAACGUGGCACCGGCGGUACCCAGCGGGCCAGGCGCGAGCGGUGCGAUGGCGGCGUCACCGCCGCAGCCGUCGUCGUCACUGCCAGCCGCCACUGAAGUACCUACGACGCGGGGGAGCUCCCCGCGACAAGAGGCCCCCGGGGAACAAGGCAGCCACCCACCGGUUGGCUCCUUGCAAAAAGGAGGAGCCUCCGCGGGGCCUUCACCGGCGCCGGCAUUGGCAUCUUCAUCGGCUCCAGGCCUCGCUUUUGAAGACCCAAGCUCAGAAACCCAAGCGGGGUCUUCAGAAGCGGGACCAGGCUCUGCGAAGAGCGACACUCCGCAGGCUCCAGGCUCACCAGUGGCGUCGGCUGUGACUGGUCCAAACCCUGCAGGACAGCCGCAGCAACAGCAACAACAGCAGCAGCAGCAUCAAACAGCCGGCGGAGGCGGCAGCGGUGCGAGCCCAGCUCCAGCGCCCGUGGUGGCCUUGGCGUCCGCCACGACCGCGGCCGCCUCUACGUUGGCCUCCGCCACCACCACCGCCGUCACACACUCCAUGUCGUUCUUCAAUUUGGUCUUCGAUGACCCGGACGCAGCGGCGGCAGCCGACGCAGGAGGCGGUGGCGGCUUUGCUGCCGCCGCCGCCUCCGGCGGCCCCGCCGCCGCCCCAGCACAGCAGCAAAUCCAGUCCCUGAGCCGCACCUGCGAUCAGCUGCGAAAACGGCUGGAGGCAUCCCGUGUUGAGAACGAGCAGUUGGAAGAUAUGUUGGCGCGGGCUGAGGUACGUGCGCAGCAGGAGGCUGCUUUGGUUUCGAGUCUGCGUGAGGAGCUGGCAGGGCUGCAGCAGGCACGUGCGACGGCGGAGAGCAGCCUGGCCGCCCAGCUGGCGGUGGCCAAGUCGUCGCUGUCAGAGGUGUCGGACAAGUACGAGGCCAGUCAGCGAACGGUGCUGGUGCUGGAGGGGCAGCUGGCUGCUCUGGAGGAGAGCAGCCGGAGGCUUCUGGAACAACACAGUGACCGGGAGGGCGGCAUGGUGGAAGCCCUGCGCUCCGAGCUGGCGGCCGCAGAGGCUCGUCUGGCGGCGGAGACCAAGGCCCACCAGGCCAGUCGUACCGCCGCAGCGGUUCGGGAGAUGGACCUGGAGCAGCAGAUUGCGGGGAGCACUGCCGCACUGGCGGGCCUGACUCGGAGCUUGGAGGAGGCCAACCGCAAGUGCAGAGGGCUAGAGGAGGAGGUGGUGGCGGCCACCCGGGGCCGGAACGAGCUAGCAGCGCAGGUCGCCGCCCUGCAGCUGCAGCUCACGGAUGCGGGCAUCGACGUACAGCUGGGGGCGGAGCACCCAGGUGGAGGAGGUGGAGGGGGAACCCCAGCUCGCGGUGGCGGCGGCGGCGCCGCCGCUGCAGCCAUGGCGGCGGAGCUGGAAGUUCUCCGCAGUGAGCUGGCUCAGCACCAGCGGGCCGCGGCGCUGGCGAGGCAGGCCGCUGAGGCUAGUCAGGCACAGGCGGCGGCGCUAGCCCAGGAGGUGGAGGCGCUGCGACUGAGUGCGGAGCAGCGCAAGGACACGGCCCAGUUGGAGGCCCAGCUGCGGGAGGUGUCCGACAUGCUCUACCUGAAGCAAACACAGAUGGAGCGGCUGGCAGCGGAGAAGGCGGCGCAGCAACUCAAAACGGAGCGGGAGCUGGAGAGCGUACGGCAGGAGCUGGCCAAGCUCAGCCGCCAAGCCGUACAACAAGGCGGUAUUGGUCGCGGCCUCGGUCACGGCGGCGGCGGCGUCGAUGGCUCUUCCCCACAUGACGUCAUCCCCAUGGACGCCUUGGGGGAGCCGUACCAGCGCCUGGUACGACACAACCGAGUGGGACGAGCCGUCAAGGCCGCAGCCAACUUUUUGGACUCCACGGCCUCCACCACGUCCUUCGUCCUUCGACAGUACCCUCUGGCUCGCGUGGCGGUGUUCCUGUACGCGGUGCUCAUCCACUUGUACGUGUACUUCCUCAUCGCGAGGAUGCAGCGCAUGGCGACGCACUACGAGGCCGCGGCAGUGGCGCCCACUGUGACGAAGUCAUUAUCAGCGGAAUUAUGUUAUCACAGUUUGCGGUGUUCCUCGGGCGUGCGUAUCUAG